Molecule: messenger RNA, 841 nt
Organism: Hordeum vulgare subsp. vulgare (domesticated barley)
Lineage: Eukaryota; Viridiplantae; Streptophyta; Magnoliopsida; Poales; Poaceae
Exons: 2
Coding region: 421-753 (110 amino acids)
Source: RefSeq, a predicted model, not a curated record
GCCGCCACGACGUCGGUGGUGUCGUCUUCAGUGUCGUCGAAGGGUGGGAGGCGGUGCGCUGGAGGUCGUCCGCGGCCCUGGGAUUUGGCCGCCGUGCGUCAGCUAAUCACCAGCUCUCUGUGUGUGGGUGUGUGAAUUGUAAAAAUCUUUGAUUCUUUUCUGCGUUGGCCGUCAACCUAUAUAAGUAGGGCUCCGGUCGAUCCCCUUCCUCCUCUGCCCAGUCACUGUCCACACACAUUUGUAGUUUUGUACCACCCCUCUCUCAUCCAAAGGAGCGCUAGACAAGCCCCGCACUGUGCUGUGGUGCUCCAUCUAGCUCGCCUUUUCGCCUAGCUUAGCUUAGCUUCCAAAUCUGCUCCACGGCUCCAGCAGCAGCAGGAGGAGGAAAAUAUCUGUGCGUCUCCGAGAGCCAGAUCAUCCAUGGAGAAGGACAUCCACAAGGAGGGGGAGGGGGCGACGGCGUGGAUGACGGUGCCGGCGUUCGGGGACUGGGACAUGAAGAACGGCGCCAUGCCGGACUACUCCAUGGACUUCUCCACGAUCCGGGAGAUGCGCAAGCAAAACAAGAAGGAGCUCUCCCGCGCCAGCCUCGGCGGCGACGACGACCUCCUCGCCCACCACAAGCAGCAGCAGCAGCAGCAGCCAUCCAGGCCCCCCCCCCCCAGCCCACGGAGGUGGCCGCGAUGCCCGGAAUGUUGGAGGCGCGCGCAUCGAGGGAGCUCGAGAUGCGGGGGAUUCUACUGGAUAGGAUAGAUGGGGGCGCGGUAGAGGAACCGUCAUGUUCUCGUGUGAAUAGGAUAGAUCGACUUACAGAGGGAGUGCGGGUUGAAUACCUAAAAAU